AGUCUUCCAGUGGGUGCCCAUCUCCGAGAGACCUACCUGUCCCAUGCCACGCAAACAGUCUGCGGAAGUGGAGGGCCCAGCCAAGGGCAAAGCAGAGGAAGGAGAACAGCCCCCCAAAGGAGACGGCGAACCCAAAGGCAACAGAAGCCCUGGCUCGGAGUCACGCCGAAGCAACCAGUCCAGCGGGGGGCGAAAGCAGGGCAAGAAGAGUCAAGCUGACCCCUAUGCCGCUGCUAUUAAGACCUACUCGCCUUUCCUCAAUACCGUCUUUGGCAAGGAGAGGGAGCUUUCCCCGCUAGAGCUGGAUGAACUGCUAGAUGCCUUCAAGGAGUUUGACACUGACCAGGAUGGCUACAUCAGUUACAAGGACCUGGGAGAAUGCAUGCGAACCAUGGGCUACAUGCCCACUGAAAUGGAGCUUAUUGAGAUCUCCCAACAUAUCAAAAUGCGCAUGGGUGGGCGUGUGGACUUUGACGACUUUGUAGAAAUGAUGGGUCCAAAGCUGCGUGAGGAAACUGCUCAUAUGGUGGGCGUAAGGGAACUCAAAAUCGCCUUCCGUGAGUUUGACACAGAUGGAGAUGGCUCCAUCAGUGGGGCAGAGCUGCGCCAGGCUGUGACUGCCCUACUGGGAGAGCAACUCAAUACCCAGGAGGUGGAUGAGAUGCUACAUGAUGUUGAUCUCAAUGGGGAUGGAACUGUGGACUUUGAUGAAUUUGUAAUGAUGCUGUCAAGCAGGUAACCAGAUCUGGAAAGAAAGGAGUUGUGCCAUCAUGUCCAGUACUACUAAUCUUUCCAGGUGACCAGAAGAGAAAUGGCUGCCCUUUGAUGGCUCUUCAUCUCCUGGGGACUGUGGAAGAUCACCUCACAGAAGACUGAAUUGUCUUCUCUGAAGCGUGGAUCCUUCAAAGGCUUCCUUGGAAAUAAUGUAAAAAGCAUAUUUACAAGUGUAAGUCUACCUCCAAGAGGUACAAAGUAUCUUACAAGUGGUGACCAAGAGAAACUGUCCUGCCUUGAAACAAAUGGGCUAGGCCAGACCUUGGG
Messenger RNA from Anolis sagrei ordinatus, 1041 nucleotides. RefSeq names its product calcium binding protein 4 (gene CABP4). The record is from RefSeq and is a predicted model, not a curated record. Gene Ontology annotation, molecular function: calcium ion binding; calcium channel regulator activity. Lineage: Eukaryota; Metazoa; Chordata; Lepidosauria; Squamata; Anolidae. Gene Ontology annotation, biological process: visual perception; regulation of voltage-gated calcium channel activity. Gene Ontology annotation, cellular component: cytoplasm.